This is a messenger RNA of Pisolithus orientalis, 1619 nucleotides long. RefSeq lists its product as uncharacterized. The record is from RefSeq and is a predicted model, not a curated record. NCBI's taxonomy places the organism in Eukaryota, Fungi, Basidiomycota, Agaricomycetes, Boletales, Pisolithaceae. Bases 5 to 1405 code for a protein of 466 amino acids. The transcript has 8 exons.
GUGUAUGUUAUGUAAGCGAGAACACUGCCGCAAGGCCUUGCGCUGCGCUGUGCCGACUCUGCGAAGUUCAGUGCAUGCUCAAUACUGGACUUGGAUGGCACACAAUCAAACGGGUGUCAAUGGAUACGGAGUCAAGCAGUAUCCUCCUGAAGAUGUCCUUCGUGAGGCACUCCAUCAGUAUGCCAAGGAACGACUCACGGUGCAGGAACGUUUGGCAAGACUGAACUCUGAGCUCCAACUUACUGUCAAGAAGUCCCGGUUGCAUGAAUUAAACAAGCAGUUUGACGUUCCAAGUCCACGAAAGCCACCCCCAACUGAUAUUGCAACCAAAGCUGUUCUGGAGAAAGUUGCGAAUGAUGUCAACCAGGCAAAUGGAGUCCGAACGAUCACAUCACUUUUGAGUAGUGAAGGAAUGCCCCUGCCUCGGUGUGACCCUUAUGUAUCAUACAAACAUUCCUUAUGCAUUUAUUUAUCUAGUGAUUUUGUAUGCACUGUGCUUGCCUGCCAUGCACCAGAUGGGUUGAAUGCAUGGUUUCCUCGUGGCAAGCAAGUUCGCCGAUCAACCUUAUCGGCUAUUGGGCCAAAUCACCAGCAUCAUGUGGAUGGUUUUGUGAAGUUGAAUGCACAGGCUUUGCGGAUGGGCAGUGUAGGACUUGACAUAUAUGGGAUAAAGGACCAAUGGAGUAGUUUUCUUCUCCAUCUUGUUGUAGUUCCAAACCAUCAGCUUGCAGUGACAAUUGGCCAUGUGCACCUCGACUACAUCACAAAGUACAUGGGUCAGUGUUAUGCUUGUUUCCCUUGCAGUUUUGUACUCAAUAUUGAUGUGGAAGCAAUACCUCCGACAUUUGUUACUGACAGAGGCUCAGAAACAGGUAUCAUUUUUGCCAACCAGACAGCACUGUGCAUGGUUUUUGCACCUAACAUCGAUGCCAACCAAUACCUGCCAUUCCAGUUCUUGAAGAGUGUCCAUAAUACACCCAUUGAGGGCUUGUGGCACUGGUUUCUUGAUACAAAGGGUAUUAAUGUAAAAAUUUCGCUACAAAGCAGACUACAUGAUGGAGUACAUCACCCAAAUAAAUCUCUUCACAAGCAACUCUUCUACUGGCUCUGGCCAAAAAUUUUGCAGGGCAAAUUGGAUUCUUUUGUGGAGUCAUCAAGCUCAUCACAAGGUGGACAGGACUGCAAGAUCCCCAUUACCCAAGAUGUGAUUGAUGCACUGAGGCAUGAAAUCCCAGUUUUGAGAGAUGUGACAAUGUGUUGGGUAAGUGAAGAGUUUGGUAAUUUGGCUGAAAGGAUCUAUGAAGAAAUUGGAUGUCCCAACUUCAUGCUGCAUGGAGGCUGGGCUAUUUUUCAACAAGUGGAGGAAAUCCUUGUCAAUGAACGUCAGGUUGAUGAGCUCUUAUAGUCUGUAUUUACAUUGAUUAGCUAUUUCACAGAUCAGAACUUAAUAUGAGUCUGAGAUGUAGCAGCAUCUCUGUGGUCACAACUCCACAUGCAACAAAAUGCUACUCCCAUUUUAGCAACACAAAGGAUAUCACCAGCCAUGGAAAUAACAUACAUGGAAACUGCAGGCUUGAUAUGAUGUACAUAGAAUUUUGAUCCGUCUGCAUAUGAAGGCC